GUUGAAGCUGCAUCCCUGCUCCUUGGCAACAAUGACACUUCUCGCGAGAAUUGGGCUAUAGCGUUGUGGAGAGCAAAGAUCUUUGUGUUCAGGUAGUUUUCAAACAAUAAAAUACUGAAUUCGUCUACUUAAGAUAAACGCGCUUUAUGAUAGUUGCAUUUGAAAGUUAAUAUGUUAGUCACGUUUUUAACACACUAUCUUGGCGAAAAAAAGAAACGAAUGACUACAACAUGACUUCCGCAUCCGUUCAUUUCGGCUUCGCGGGUCAACUCGAAAGGAAGAGUCGACGUUAUAUUUUGUCGUUGUAAUGGAAAACAUAUGUUUUAAGUAUGUUUGAUUAGAUAGUUUAAUCGUGUCGAUUACUUGUGUAAUCAUCCAGCAUGUCACUACUGUCCAAUGUGGAGCAGGCUAUCAAGUCAUGCAAAGCCGAACAAACCAGGAUUAAUGACAGUAUUCAACUCUACAGAGAACUAUUACAGUGUUUAACACCACAAACCAAGUCGGCUUUUCAUGAGUCAGAAUGUGCAGAUACGACUGCUGCAGAGACAAGUACGUCACCAGGCGAGAAGGAAGAUAUAGAAUUGCUUGAGCAAGUACUGGAGAAAGCCCUUCAGGUCCGCACUGGCUCCAGAACUUCUACAAAGGACCCAGACAGACACAAGCAAUCUAGAACUCAAAAGGAAACAGGCUCUUCUAGUACAGCAUCCAAAGACAUAGCGGUGUACAAAGGAAGUCAAACGACUGUCAGAUCGACAGCUAAAUCUGACAGUGUUGAAAGAAAAGAGCACAAAAAACUUGCCGCAUCAGUGUCCUCCACGCUGGGCUCCAGAACAUCAGCUAACAAAAAUCAAGGACAUUCCAAAAUAACAAACAAUAGAAGCAAACCACAGUUCUUGUCAGCUGAGGCUGUGCAUCACGGGGCAGCCAGGAAACUGCAGCAGGCUGGUUCAGUGUCUGUCGCUCCUGGUCGAAUCUCAGCCUUGCACGCUAAAAACAAGACCAUUAAAAGCAGUGAGCUGAGAGGUGAUGACCUGGACAAAGCUGCAGCUAUCUCCACACCUUCAAACAACCCAGGGCAUUUUUCACACACUGAUGUGGCUGGGGUGCAGGGUUUGCCUCAACAUGAUGGGAUAACAGAGCAGAUAACAAAAUGGAAAUCUUUAAGGAAGAAGGAAAACAGGUUGUGGGACAAAGUUAUUGCCCUACAAAGGAACCCUAUGCCUGGGAGGUGUCACUUCAUGGAGAGAAUGAGACUUACGUUCCCCAAGGCUCAGCCAUGUGGCAGUUCAGAGGAGACCAGAGUUCUGGUCGACAAGUCGACUUACCCAGGGCGCCGUCUCACCAAUCUCUGCCAGACGGAGGAACUUCAGGCUAAAGCGAUCCCACGAGCAGCAACAGAUCCUGGUACUGAAACAACCAAGUAUGGCUCCUCCUAUCUGACACGUGAAAGGAUGCCGGCAACGCCAGCAGAACUCCAGAACUUUGCAUACCCAGUAAAACAAGAGGUGGAAGCAUGGGAUCGAUGGAGGCCAGAGGGAGCUUGUCUCUGUCCUAGAGGGGCAAAUAGUAUGUGGGAAGAUGAGUUGAUCUCACCGCUGCCCCCGACUAUAAGCUACACAACGGAGUCAGAGCUCCGAGAGCUGGAGAAGCUGAGGAUGCGGGUGGUGCUGCUGAAACAGGAGAUAAACCUCGAGCAGGCUCUGCUGGACACUCUGUCCCCUCAGCUCUCAUCCAUAGCACCUGGACCUGGAUGUCUCAACUACAGUGUGCUGAGAGACAUUUACUCCCUACUGGGGGAAGGAGGGGUGCGUUUCCCUGCCACAGUCCUGGACACUGAACCUGACUGACCCCACAAAGUACAGUAUUGCACUGAGUGACCAGUUUAUGAGGUUCUCUGCCCUGUCCCAUAUACAGUUUAUACAUAAAAGAAAUGAAAUCAGACACAGACCGCUCAGUUUCUUACAUUACAUUUCAUUAAAACUGGAGCAUUGUGUCGUUCAUCAUGUAUAUCAUCAUACUCUAUAUUGGACUAUAAUACCUAAUUUACUGAUAAUUCAAGAGUAUAUGCAGUAUAUUUGUCUGUGGAUGAAUAAUCUAGGUCAUUAUUGUACCAUUCAAGCAAAUAUUGUGAUCAUUUAUCAUAUUUUGUGAAUGUCUGUGACUGAUUUUGACCUUUUUAAGUGGAAAAACGGAUGUGACACAUCACAAAUGUGAUUUAUUAUUUUCAGAUCAUUUAUUUAGUGUUUGGUUUUUUGCAUCAAUUAUUCAUAUCUCUUAUCCAGGUGGGGUUUGUGGGGGCAGCUGGAGUCGAGUCCCAGCUGACAUCAGAGAGUGUUUUGUUUAAAUGGUUGGUUUGCCUCUAUCAGCAUGCCAACACUUAACUAUAUCAUAAUUUGCAUUUUUAAUAUAUAUAUAGUAGCAUUAUCUUUAAUUUAAAAAAAAAAAAAAAAAAUUAAAGGUCAAGGAUCGAGCCUUCCUCACUCAGCCAGUGCCAGCAGGUGGCACUCAACUCACAGAGGACAUAACCACAGAGCACAUAAGUGAGGGACUAAUGUGACAUACAUGAGUAGUACAGUGGUAUAUAAAAAUCAGUAAAAGGAAGGAAAAGGAAAUAAAAUAAUGUGUGUUAGCUAUAAUAUAGAGCUGCAUUUCUCCAUAAUGAUAGCUUUGAUUUGCAUGUUGGGGGUUUUAUAAUCUGGCAUAUGGUGAAAAAUUGCACAUAUGGGGCUAAUACUACAUCUGUGAUCUGUGAGAAUGGCUUCUUAUGGUUUUUCCCCGCAGCAAAUGUGAUGUGAGGGUGUAUGUGAGACACGGGGAAGCCAAAAAAGCCUUGUGCCCAAAGAUGCCAUGUGGUUGACACGAACUGUUCCAGACUGGGCGACAGGUGGCGCUGGGCUCACACAGCAGGACGUGGGUGUUUGAGCCCUGCUGCACCAAACCUCAUCUACACAUAAAUGUAGGGACACGCACAACCAAAGCUGUACGAGUCAGGGGAACAAUGCACUUGAAGGCUUGGCUCUCCUUUGCCCAAGGAGAGAAUAAAAAGGACCAUUUCAACCUUAGAUUGUCUUUUACUGUGGUCUUGGAGAACAUGAAAACAGUAAAACAAAGAAAUGUGCCUGGCUUAAAUAAAAUAUCCACUCCAACUUUUGCAAGGCCUCCGGUGUCUACAUCCUCGCAUAACCUAAACAGACUGCAUUAUGCUGAAAAUCCAGCUGCAAGCCUUGUCUCUCACAAGUACUCCCAUGAUCACAUAACCCCUACACUCCAACAGCUUCACCGUCUCCCUGGUAGUGCUACUGCAUUUAUAUCAAAGUGGGUUUGCUCGUCCUUAACAAUCUGGCUCGUCCAUACCUCUCAAACCUCUACCACCCCCACAUACCAUCUCGCUCAUUACGCUCCUCUGUCACCCAUCUUCACUUCAUUCCACCCUCUGGCUCUGCUCUGCACUAUGGGUGACCGGACUUUCACUGUGGCUGGUCCUAGUCUGUGGAAUGUGUUAAUGCACCUCACCUAAAAAACGCAGCCUUUUCAUGAUACGCCAUCAUUUUCAACCGUAGGGUAAUUGCUUCUACCAUACUGAUGUAUUUGUGGUAUUGUUUAUUUCAUUUGAUUUUGUUUUUACAUAGCAUUUUAUCAUUCAUUCAAGAAUUACUGUUUUAAGUGCUUAUUCUGUGUCCAAGGGUGUCUUGAAAGGCACUUCAAAUAAAAUGUAUUCUUAUUUAUUA
Molecule: messenger RNA, 3728 nt
Organism: Solea senegalensis (Senegalese sole)
Lineage: Eukaryota; Metazoa; Chordata; Actinopteri; Pleuronectiformes; Soleidae
Exons: 9
Coding region: 381-1847 (488 amino acids)
Source: RefSeq, a predicted model, not a curated record